UUGGGCCCAGAAUGUGUCCAGGAUAAUUGUGUGUGAGUGGGGGGCCCUAGGACUGGCCCAGCCCCCUCCCCUUCUGUUUCCUACAGCCUCUCCUUGGAAGAGGACGCUGGGUGACUGCGUGUGUUUCCUGCAGCUUGUUGGAAGUCAGGAUGGGUAACACGGAGGCCGAGAGGAUGAUGACGGGCUUGCUCCAACUCUACCACGAAUACGCCCAAGACUCAGGUGCUAUGGACAAAGCUGGCUUAUCCAAGAUGAUGCAGGAGAAUUUCCCCACCUUCCUGUCGGCCUGUGAAAGAAAGAGCCCGGAUUUCUUAGAGAAGUUCUUUGAGAAGGAGGACGUGAACCAUGAUGAGAAGAUCAGUUUUCCUGAGUUUCUCUCCAGUGUUGCGACAGUGGCCAUGGAUAUGUACCCCGAGUCCCAAGGCCAGAAGCCCUGUUCUGAGGGCUAGAGACCCAGCCCUGCCCAGCCCCAUCAGCCCCGUCAGCCCAGAGGUUUCCACUGAGGCCUGGGAUCGGCAGACCCCAACCAAUAAACUGCUGUCU
This is a messenger RNA of Marmota monax (woodchuck), 543 nucleotides long. It is a transcript of the gene S100a7, whose product is annotated as S100 calcium binding protein A7. The transcript is spliced from 2 exons. Gene Ontology annotation, molecular function: calcium ion binding; transition metal ion binding. Bases 150 to 449 code for a protein of 99 amino acids. NCBI's taxonomy places the organism in Eukaryota, Metazoa, Chordata, Mammalia, Rodentia, Sciuridae. The record is from RefSeq and is a predicted model, not a curated record.